Exaiptasia diaphana is the source of this 2026-nucleotide messenger RNA. RefSeq names its product conserved oligomeric Golgi complex subunit 8. Gene Ontology annotation, cellular component: COG complex. The coding region runs from base 9 to 1859 and encodes 616 amino acids. The transcript is spliced from 10 exons. Gene Ontology annotation, biological process: intra-Golgi vesicle-mediated transport. Lineage: Eukaryota; Metazoa; Cnidaria; Anthozoa; Actiniaria; Aiptasiidae. The record is from RefSeq and is a predicted model, not a curated record.
AGAAAUACAUGUGCAGUAUUUUGAAAAUGGCUGCCACGGAGGCAGAAGAAGACAAUCAGAAUUUGAUUCAAACUUUAUUCACUGAUUCUUUCCCUGAAUCAUGGCGAGAAAAUCCCGAUUUUGCUGCAUAUCUGGCCGAACUGUGUUCGUCAGGGGUCGACAGACUUGGACGAGAGCCGGAUCGUCUUGCAGAGGAAAGAGAUCAAGUCCUUGAGCAAACACAAGACUUAGCGUUUCACAAUUACAAGACUUUUAUAAAGACAGCAGAUUGCUCAAGAGAAAUAUUUCAAGAUUUUAUAUCAGUGGAAAAACAUGUGGAGUCUUUAUUAGAAAAACUCCCUCAAUUUUCUGAAACAUGCAAGCAGUUUAUGACAGAAGCUCAAGAUAUCAACAGCAGUCGCAGGCUAAAUUCUCUCACCUUAGCAAGACAYACACAACUUCUAGAGAUUCUUGAAAUUCCACAGCUUAUGGAUACAUGUGUAAGAAAUGGAUAUUAUGAAGAAGCUCUUGAACUUGCAUCCUAUGUUAAACGUUUAGAGCGCAAGCUAGCAAAUAUCCCUGUUGUGCAAAGCAUUGUAGAAACAGUCCAGUCGUCAACACAACUCAUGCUUUCACAACUACUUCAACAACUUCGAUCCGCAAUACAACUACCUGCCUGUCUACGAGUUAUAGGGUUCCUGCGCCGACUAGAGGUAUUCUCAGAGCCAGAGCUACGUAUCAAGUUUCUCCAAGCUCGYGAUGCCUGGCUGCAAAGUGUUUUGAUUGGAAUACCUACUGAUGAUCYRUAUUACCAUAUAACAAAGACCAUUGAAGCAAGCCGUGUGCAUUUAUUUGAUAUUGUCACACAAUAUAGAGCAAUAUUCUCUGAUGAUGAUCCAAUUCUGUCAAUGGAGGAUGAAGACAGUCCUGCGUAUAGUAAUCUAUUUCAUUGUUGGAUAGUACAGAAGGUCUCUCAUUUCCUUGAAGUACUAGAAAAAGAUCUAGCAUUAGGAGUGGGUGGUAGACUUGAUUCUCUUCUUGGCCAAUGCAUGUAUUUUGGGUUAUCCUUUAGUCGUGUUGGGGCUGAUUUCCGUGGUCUCUUGCCUCCACUGUUCCAGUCAGCUUCUCUGAAGGUUUUUGUCAAUGCUGUUCAACAUGCCACAAAAGUAUUUCAGGGAACUAUGUCAUCUUAUACRCUACAAACACCACCAAGUGUUUUGACAUCAACUGUCAUGUCAACCACAGUACAAAAGAAUGAUGAGCCCAAAAGCCUGGUGCCUCCUUACAGYCUUCUAGACCAUCCUCCACUAGCAGCUUACACAAAUGCUAUCCUKUCAGCUUUCAAUGAGCUACGGCAUUGUGCACCUUUGUCACUUGUUCAUCCAGUCAGGGAUACACUUCAUGCAUCACUGUCGGCAGUUGUUGAAACAACUUGCACUUUUCACAGGACGGAAGCUGCUGCCUUGAAUGAAAAGGAAAGAGUCCUAUUCACCAGCUUUGCUAAGACUCUUGUCGAGGAUCURACMCCAUUCGUCGACCGUUGCCUAGCUGCCAUUUUCCCGCCAAAUUCCAUCACAAUUAUUUCCGGGUCAAGUCAUGUUAGUGAUGAGUCGAAGAGCCUGGGAUUGRACAYACRGGAUAUUACUUCGCCAMUAUUACCCAUGAUACCUCAAGUUACUYUGUCACAAGGAGAACAAGACGACAAACCAAARACCGCGAAACCAUUAAUACAAGACAAGAAAACAACGAAYGAAAAUAUUCUGACAACAGAUGUCAUUUUAGAUAGCAGUAGAAAAGAGCAAACAUUACAUGUGGACAACAAUAGUGAACCAACGUUGAAUGAACACGAGAAUUUCGUAAAUGACGUCAAAAGUAGCUAAAUAAUGUUGUAACAUGGCAAGCAUGUAGAAUUUUAAAUUCCAUUUUUAGAACAUAGAGACCUUAGCAAUUGCCAUGGAAAAAAUGGCGUCAGUGAAAAAAAUAACUAUUUAUAAAAUUUAACCAAAAUAGAGCAUUAAAUCGAUAAAGUGGCUUAGUUCUUAAUUCA